Girardinichthys multiradiatus is the source of this 2833-nucleotide messenger RNA. RefSeq names its product sorting nexin 22 (gene snx22). The record is from RefSeq and is a predicted model, not a curated record. Bases 44 to 748 code for a protein of 234 amino acids. NCBI's taxonomy places the organism in Eukaryota, Metazoa, Chordata, Actinopteri, Cyprinodontiformes, Goodeidae. Gene Ontology annotation, molecular function: phosphatidylinositol phosphate binding. The transcript has 7 exons.
AGGUGGAGCACACAGGGGCAAACCUACCGGAAAAGAAAACUCAAUGGGCCCCCCUCAACCCCAUUCGCUGACCUGCAACAAGCUGAGAAAGCAGCGGGAUAUUUUCGCUUUUUUUUUUCAGCAGCGGAAAAGUAAAACUGAAGACGGAAAGUCGAAGCUGAUGGCGUUGCAGCAUUUCCAGAUGAUUCAAGUGUCGAUCCCGUCCAUGGAGAGGAAAGUGGAUGAGUCUGGCAAGUCGAAAAAGCUGUUCAGAGUUGAAGUCUUGUUUAAUGAGAGGAAACAUUAUGUGCUCAGAAAAAACAGUGAGUUCCAGACCCUCCACAGGAAGCUUAAGAAGAUAAUCCAGACUCCAGAUUUUCCAAGCAAAAGGAGCCCCCAUCUAAGGACCAAACCAUUGGAGCAAAGGCGGCAGGAGCUGGAAGAUUACAUCCAGGACAUUAUCUACCAAAAUGAAGAUGUUCCACAGGGUCUGCUGGACUUCCUCCAUGUGAAACACUUCCACACAGGGAACAAGAUCAGCAGUGUUGGAUCAAUGGAUGAACUGGACAGUCAGGAAUACAAUCACCAGCUACCACAUCAACGAGUUUUGGGAUUCUUCCAGGAUCCUUAUCUCUCCGGCAGCUCAUCAGGCCUCCCGGAUAUUGUAGUGGAUGGAGUCGUACAGGGUUUCUACCCCAGGGAUGUUCGGGUCAGUUUCAGCACCUCCAUUCUCUCUGAGAAUGAUGCCACGUCUUCCAUUGAGGCCUGAGAGACAGUACAGUCCAGAAAUCCAAUGCAGGAUGACAUACAGUUGCAUUUCCAUAAAUAAAUAUCAUUAAAAGGUUUGAUUCAGUAAGGACAAUGUAACUCACACAAUAACACAGAUUUAUGAUAUAUUUCAAGCAUAUUUUGAUAAUUGUGAUUUUUUUUUUUCCAAUGAAAAAUAAUUUUCACUGAAAAUUUUAUUAUGCAAAACAAGGAUUUUUAAACACAAACAUGUCAUCCUACUGAAAACUAUCUUCAUGCACUCUUCAGUAUAUACACUUAAUAUUUUGUUGUGGCUUGUUCUGCAUGAAUCACUGUAUCAGUGUGGCGCUGCAUGGAAACAAUCAGCCUUAGGCCCCUCUGAGGCGUUAAGGAAGCCCAGGUUUUUUGAUGGCAACGGUGGUAGGGGUUCAUCAUGUGACCCUUGGGUUGCUGGUUUGAAUCCUCGCUCUGUCCCAAUGUUGUGUCCUUGUGGAAGACACUCGCCUUACCUGCUGAUGGUGGUCAGAGGGCUCGGUUCUGUCAGUUUGCCCCAGGGCAGCGGUGGGUAUAAUGUAGCCUAUUACUGUCAGUGUGUGUGAAUGGGUGUAUGACUGAUCGUAGUGUAAACAGCUUUGGAGUCCUCAGACUUGAUAAAGUGCUUUGCAAGUGCAGAUAAUUUACUAUUUAUCCUUUUAAUAGUAGUUUUCUGCUCGUCUUCAUUCUUGGGUUUCAUGUCGCUCAUCUAGGUCAGGCCAGUUGACUGGCUAAUUAAACACAGUGAUGCCAUGGACACUAAAAUGGGCUGGUUACUUUGACAGUGUCGGCCAGCCCCAAGUCCUGCUUGAUAAUGAAAUCAGCUUCUCCAUAAAGCUUGUCAUUAGCGGGAAAUAAGGAGUGCUCAUACUGGACCUCAUUCAACUUGGAUUGUUUGCCUCUUCACACUUCUUCCAGAUUCUGGGAGCUUGAUUUCUCAAUAGAUUUCUCAAUAGAUUUCUUAUUAAAAAAUGCAACAACAGUUUUUGUUACAAACUCUACAUCACAUAAUAAGCUAUCUAAGCCACAGUUAGACAAAUAAGCAACCAGAAAAAAAGUUCUGGACAUUACUGUAAUGUCACACAAUACAUCCAUCUCUAUUGGAUGGUCUGUUUAGAAAUCAGCCUACCAUUGGAUUUGCAUCAUCCGAUGCGAGCAAUAGAAGCAGCAGGCCAUAAAUCCAACAUAGUGCUGGAAAACAUGUUUAUUCCCGCAGUUGGCUAUCCAAUUAGUUAUCCAACCCCACUAUCACUCCACCCUCAUUUUCUUUCUUCCACUGUGUUACUUACUGCCACUGCUGGAAAAUUGUUGUUUCAUUGUUGGACUCUUACUGAAAUCUUUUUUCUGCUGGGGCUUAGCCCAGGCAUAAUGCAACAUUUAUGUAUUAAAAAUCCUGUUUUAAUAAGUGUUAUGUAAUUCCCAAUAUUUUUGAAUAUCUGAUUUUUGGGUUUCCAUUAACUGUGAGCUAUAAUCACCAAAAUGAACGGAAAUGGGUCAAAUGCUUUGUUGGUAUUGCAUGUUACACAUACAGCAACAUUGCAGGGUCUUUCCUUGAAAACAUGCAACAAACAUUCACUUAUAUUCCCAUUAUGAGUUUCACUUUUUGUACUAAAUUACUGAAAUCCACUGACUUUUCAAGGACAUUCUAAUGUAUUGAGAUGCCGCUGUAUAAAUGAAAAGCCAUUUGUAUCAAUAGAGGCAAAUUUUAAGGUUGAGUUGAGGAUUCAAGUCUACAACCCCGGCUUUGUCACUGCAAUGUGAUUCACUUCUCCUGAUUGCAGCUCAUUUCUGACUCUGCAGCCUUUUACUUGACCUUCGUAGACAUAAAGAUGUAAAUAUAUUUUAGUUUACAGUCAGUUGUCCACAUAAGUAUUUGACCUAACAAAUCUGACAUGUGGGCAACAUCAAAAGCUGCAAUAAGCAUAGAUGUCAUGCUGUUUUUAACAUUCUGUCUUUGAAAGUAAUGUGGAAACUUUAUAAAGCAAGUGUUUGUGUUGAUUUUUUUCAUUUAGUUUUAUACUAUUUGUAUAAUGUUUAUAAUAUUUUUUUAAUAAAUCAGAUCAAUCAAAAAGUA